AAAAAUCAACUGACAGUUUUAAAAUAACAAAACAGCAGUCCUAACCUAAAUUAUCAAUUGUGAACUUGAAAAUAUAUUUAAAUGUUUUCUUUAAAAUUGCACUGUGUUUGUGUUUAUUAAUUAUGACACAACGUUUUCCAAGAGGUUCAAAUUAUGUACAAGAUGGAGCUGUUUGUGAAAAAUAUAUGGCCAGAUUUCUAAACCGGGAGAAACAAGCCGCAGCUGCUAUAUCAUCACUAACAAGAGGUAGAGAAAAAACAAAUCCUCAUAGUCAAAAUCAACUAAUUAAAAACCGGCCUAACGUAAAACAACAAAAUUUACCAUCUCCAUUUAAACGAAGAAGUCCAUCUCAAAACGCAGUACAACAUUCAGACGAUUCAGCUUUAGUCGAACUUACGGUAAAGGCAAUGAAUAAUCAUAGACAAAGAUCGCGAUCUACUACACUAGAUAGAGAGCCGUGGGGACAGUUGUUAAAGCAACACAAAAGUGGUGAUAAAAUAUCUAUGUUUGGAAACUUUGACCCUCUUCGUACUUUACAUUUUCUUGCCAAAGAGCUACAAUUUCAACUUCAAAGUGUGUUACCAGAUGACACCACAAUUCAGCAAAUGGUUGCAGAUAUGCAAUAUGCUCUGAAAAGAGUACCUCCUGAAGUUGCAUCAACAGUACAUUUACAGCAAACUAUUGAUAUAAUGCCAAGAAAGAGUAAUUCGAGAACAAGUAUUCAGAAACCGGAAAGACUUCAUAUAUCUACUGUUGACUGUGCUGUUCAAACUAUUCCUUUAAAAUCUUUGGAAGACAACGAUAAAUUACAACAAAUGAUGGAAGAAGGUACAUUAAAGCUAGAAAAUAGUUGCAAGCAUAUGGAAAAGUUUUGCACAGAAUUAAAAAAUGAGAAACAUAAAUUAGAAAGGGAAUUAGAGGAAGAGAGGCAUAACAAUAAGAUUUUGAAUAAGAGAAUUUUGGAUUUGGAAUUAGAAAAUAAUGAAGUUUUGACUCCACGAGUAAAAUCUCUCGAAGACGAAAAGCGCAAGCUUGAAACUCAACUUAAAAACAUCGCGAACAAAUUAGAAAAUGUAUCUCAACAUUCUUUCAACGAUCUCAAGUCUCAAAUUACGGAAUUAAAAAGUCAAAAGAAUGCCCUCGAUCAAGAAUGCAACAAUUUGAAACAUCAAAUGAAAGUGUGUGCAUUAGAAAGAGAAAAAUUCAUCGCCGUGUUAGCUUUAAGGGAUGCUCAAAUAAAUGAGAUACGCUCGGAAAUGAGUCAAUUGCAGGACGUAGUUAAUGAUCAAUUGAUGGAACUGCAAACUAAUGCCUUCUUGGUUGUACCUACAAUAGGAAAUAAUAAUGAAGCGACGAAUCUAGAAAAAUUAGAAUUAUCAGAAAAAAAUAAUCAACUUGGCGGCGAUGGUACCACUUCUCCUACCGAAGAACAAGGUUAUUAUACACCCAAGCAGAACCUCUCUUUCAAAGAUUUGCAGUCUGGUGAUAUUGAAAUUUCAAGUAAUUUGACAAACGAUCCAGAAAAACCAAAAUAUAAGGCCAGCAAGGGGGCAAGCUUAAAUAAUCAUAUGGAAAAAGUGGAUUCUCAAGUUAACAUAAGAAUGAUGUUCAAUGCACUAAAGAAGACUGCCUAUGAGGUAGCUGGUGAUUUGGAAGUACCUAACCAGAACACUUGAAACUACAAUCCUCAAACAUACCUGUGAUAAUCCUGUUUCAGUACAUAUAUAAAUUAGUUAUUAUUGUUAUUUGAAAUUAUACUACCGACUUUAAAAAUAUACAAUAUCGAAUUUUUUAUCUCUUAUUCUAGAGGAUGUUUGGUAAGAGUAUGAUAAGCCACCCCAAGACGAUCAUCAUGAAACUCUAUACAUAGUUUAUGUCUGUAUUUUGUUAUGAGGAGAGCCAAUAAAUAUAAAAUAGAUAUUUGAAAAUUA
This is a messenger RNA of Diorhabda sublineata, 1931 nucleotides long. Its product is annotated as centriolin-like. The record is from RefSeq and is a predicted model, not a curated record. The transcript is spliced from 6 exons. The coding region runs from base 123 to 1676 and encodes 517 amino acids. NCBI's taxonomy places the organism in Eukaryota, Metazoa, Arthropoda, Insecta, Coleoptera, Chrysomelidae.